Messenger RNA from Bombus impatiens (common eastern bumble bee), 2519 nucleotides. RefSeq names its product proline-rich nuclear receptor coactivator 2-like. The transcript is spliced from 2 exons. The coding region runs from base 916 to 1320 and encodes 134 amino acids. Lineage: Eukaryota; Metazoa; Arthropoda; Insecta; Hymenoptera; Apidae. Gene Ontology annotation, cellular component: nucleus. The record is from RefSeq and is a predicted model, not a curated record.
UAUCUUCAUAAAGAUAAGAGAGAGAACGGGAGAAGGAUCGUGCUUACGAGCACAUAGUUUACGAGUUCGAACGCAGUACACAUCCGGUUUCAGCGAGUGUUUAGUGUGAAUUGACGAAAUGAUAAAUAUGAGCUUAAAAGUGAGACAAAGGGAGAAAGAGGAAAGAAAAAAAAUCGUAAAAAGAGAGGCAGAAAUUUAACAAGCAUUGCUGAACACGGAUAUGAUGAAAUAUCAGUUUUUAAAAUAGAAUAAACGUGGUUUGAGUGCGCGACAUAUGCAGAACGUACGAGAUAUUGCUGAUAAAAGUUAAUUUCAUGUUUUAUGAACAUAUGUGUACAUGCGCAUGCGCGUUGCGAAGGUACGAAUACGUACAAUUUCGCUGUCGAACGGUGAUCGUAUUGUGAAAAAUCCGUGCGGAAUAGCGAAAACAAACAACUCGUGUCCGCCAUCUUGUGCCUCUCCAGCUACGUUAAAAAAAGGAAGUGAGAGUGUGAGAGAGAGGGAGAGAAAGAGAGGAAGGAAGAGAGAGAAAGAGUGAGUGAGUGAGAAUUCCGGGGAGCGACGCGUGUGAUUUUUAUUUGGUGAGGAAGAAAAAAAGUGUAAGCAGAGGUGACCAACGGUCACCGAAUGUGGUCAAAUUCGCAAAAUACACGAAUAGGGAGGACUGCGAGAGAACUCGAAGUAAAAGAGGCGAGGUAGCAUUGUGCUCAGAAGGAGGUUCGUAGGGUACCCCACCAUUUAUUCCCCCUUCCCUUUUGCCCUGAAUCCCGAGAUUAUUGCGCAGUUAGAAAAUUCAUUGAAUAUAAAGACCGCCGAAAACUUGGUUGCAUCUUUAGAAAGUAGCCCGCGGACAUCGUAUGACGGGUUGGUUGACUUCGUGAGUGAUAGAAAGGACGAAAGUAUUAUAAAGAAGCCAUGACGAAUUCGGUACCAAAAUUGAAGAACAAAGUAGACCGGCAGGGUUCGCCGAAUGUCGGUGUGGAACGAUAUCAUCACCGUUCAAGUGCAAUCAAAUCGUCAACAUUUUUCCACAACAGUGGAAGAUCUCAUGGCAGAAAUUCAACCGGCAGACUAACCUGCAGCCCACACGGUUUGUCAAAGGGUUCGAGAACUUCGCCGUUGCGAUGUGAUUACAGUCCGCGCGGCAGUCCAACAAACAGUUUCUAUGCGGGUGCAAAGUUUUCUGAACCGCCAUCUCCUGCGAGCCUUCCGAAACCACCGAGCCAUUGGACUACGAGACUGAUGAGCAGUUGUCAACAAUCCGACAGGAGUUGCGAUAUUUCAAAGCAUCUGAAAAUGAUACUAAACGUCCAAGCCUGAUACCUAAAGACCAACAAACCGCUAAAAACGGUUACCAGCUCCUAAAAGCAAAGAGACAGGUACGAUAUUAUCGUUCCCCUACUCUUGAAUUUAAGGAUGUAUUUUUUCUCUUGUAUGUGAUGUCAAGCUGUUCGUUUUAAACAUAACAAACAAAAAAACAGAAGUGUUUAUAACUGCGCGAUAACACAAUCUCUUAAGAACGAUACGCGAUUAAUAUUGCAACAAGAAAAACAGGGCACCAGCGUCUUCAGUUUCAUGGUAUCAGAUGCUAAGGAGAUGAAGAAAAAACAAACCAGGAUUCGUUGUUUAAAACUAUACAAAACAUAUAAACAUUGAGUAUGAAAGACGCAGGUGCGUCUGCCGUGAACCAUGAUUCAAGUAUAUGGUAACUUGUAACAAUUCUAUUAUGCGCCGUCUAUGAAGAUAUAAACGUAUGUAUUUUAGAUUAUUAUUAUAUAUGAUUAACUUGCAGAGACGCAUACACAUACACAAAUACAUAAACACUAUUAUAUUAUCUGUUUGACGAAAUGGUACGAAGACAUAGGCAAAGCUGCAUUAGCUAUUUUUAAAAACAAUAGCUAUAUACUCUUUAUUUUUCUUUUUUUUUUUGUUUAAAUCAAAAUUGCUACAUCCUAGCACUGUUGAUUAUUGACAGUAUGUUUUAUUCUUUUUUCAAUUGCAACCCGGAAUUCUUUCCAAAAUAGUUAUUUAAAUCUUUACACAAGAUGUAUGCUAAUUGCUUUUUUCCCUCAUUGAAAGAUACUUUAUAUUUACAACAUAAGUGGUAAACUUUAAGUAUUAUAUAUAUUCAUCUACUGCUCUUUAGCAUAAACCUAAGUAUCGAUUAAGUGUAUAUCAGACUAAUUAUUAUUCCUAUGUAACUGCUUGCCUCCCAGGUUCAGUUAAGUUGUCAAUAGUUUUGGUAGAAUCCAAUGUUCAAUGAAUCAUAAGGACAUAAUCAAAUUAUCCUUGAAAGAUUUACCAGAGCAAAAUUUGUUGGUUUCUAUUUAUCUUCUUUUACUAUCGAAGGUAUCCUUACUCGUUUUGCAGCUUUGCAAUAGUUCUGCAAAGCAUUACAUAAGAUUUAAGUGACGUGUUUCCAGCGUGCAUACAGAUGAGAUCCCAUAAUUCAUCAAUGGAAAAAUGGGAUUAAAUUGUGUGAAUGAACGAUAGUGAAAAUAAUCUGAUAUAUGCUUGAU